Esox lucius (northern pike) is the source of this 1512-nucleotide messenger RNA. RefSeq names its product iodothyronine deiodinase 3a (gene dio3a). The record is from RefSeq and is a predicted model, not a curated record. Lineage: Eukaryota; Metazoa; Chordata; Actinopteri; Esociformes; Esocidae. Gene Ontology annotation, molecular function: thyroxine 5'-deiodinase activity. The transcript has a single exon.
CACUGCCGGUGCUAUAUAAAGGGAAGUUACACGCAGUGUGUAACUUCUGCGUAGGAUCGCGGCGAAGAAAGAACGCGGUCUGCGGAAGUUUUGGAGCUCAUAUAAAUUCGCCGGUCGGCGAUUAUUACUCGGAAUGAAUACAGUAAAGGCUCUGAAAAAUGCUAUUGUCUGUCUUAUCCUGCUACCUCGAUUCCUCUUCGCGGCGAUAAUGCUGUGGUUUCUUGAUUUUCAAUGUGUAAGGAAGAGGGUGUUCUUCAAAAUGAAACAACAAGAAGGAAAUAUUGUUGACCCCCCCCUAUGUGUUUCUGAUUCUAAUAGAAUGUUCAGCUGGGAGUCACUCAAAGCGGUCUGGCAUGGCCACAAACUGGACUUCUUAAAAUCAGCGCAUCUUGGAUAUAUAGCGCCUAACACCGAAGUUGUGCAGCUCCGCGAUCAGAGACGCAGUCGCAUCCUUGAUUAUGCCAAAGACAAGAGACCUCUAAUUCUAAACUUUGGAAGCUGCACAUGACCACCGUUUAUGACACGCUUGAAGGCGUUCCAGCGUGUGGUGCGGCAGUACGCUGAUGUCGCAGACUCUGUGGUUGUGUAUAUAGAGGAGGCGCAUCCGUCGGACGGAUGGAUGAGCUCCGACGCUCCCUACCAAAUUCCCAAACACCGCUGUCUUGAGGACAGACUCGGUGCCGCUCAAAUAAUGAACCGUGAAGUCCCUGGGUGCCUCGUUGUCGCAGACAGCAUGGAGAACUCGUCUAACGCAGCAUAUGGAGCAUAUUUCGAUAGACUUUACAUACUUCAGGAUGGAAAGAUUGUUUACCAAGGAGGCAGAGGGCCGGAGGGAUACCGUAUCUCUGAGCUCAGGGAUUGGCUUGAUCAAUAUAGAAUAAGUGUUGGAAAUUCAAGAAAUGUCGUUAUUCAUGUGUAGUUAGGUAUUUAUCCAGUUAUUGCCAUUAGAUAAGUAUGCGUAUGUCUCUCAAAGCGGACAUGCCAUCCUAUUUCAUACACUGCCACUUUCAAGAGUUGCGGCUCCAAUAGCUCACAAACUAAUCUGAUGAUAAAAGAUGUGAUAUGAUUGGUCAAACGACCAAUUAGUGGAGAAAAAAGUAUCAGAAUUUAGCUGCCUGUGUUAACGCAUCUUUGGGAUGCAAGCAUUUACACCUGUGUUGUCUUAGUUUCAAUUACUAUUUUUACCCUGACGGUUUUAGUUGUCAAGGUUUGUAUAUACGAGUUAUUCUGUGUUCCCAUAUUUGUUUUGUUGUUUUAAACCCGAUGGUGCGAAUGUUUGUGUGAAGUGGGGAGUAUGCCUGCGUGAAGAUAGUGCGUUUUGCCAUGACCAAUUUUUUGCCAGUAUUGUUGUGAAGUUCGGUUUUUAAAUGGUACCAAGCCAGAGAACCGGUACUGAUGUUUUAAUGCUGAAGAUUAUGGUAAUGUGCAAUAUCUUUUCACCUAGCCUACAUUUUUGUUUUGUAUAUAUUAACGUUUUAUGGAGAUACUUUUAUAAUAAAACAUCUUAUUCUA